Molecule: messenger RNA, 1790 nt
Organism: Cyclopterus lumpus (lumpfish)
Lineage: Eukaryota; Metazoa; Chordata; Actinopteri; Perciformes; Cyclopteridae
Gene: p3h4
Product: prolyl 3-hydroxylase family member 4 (inactive)
Exons: 7
Coding region: 100-1371 (423 amino acids)
Biological process (GO): peptidyl-lysine hydroxylation; collagen fibril organization
Cellular component (GO): endoplasmic reticulum
Molecular function (GO): protein binding; collagen binding
Source: RefSeq, a predicted model, not a curated record
ACGUGCAAGCAGUCAUGAGUAUUCCCAAGUAAAGAUAGACGGUUUCCUGCUCCAUUCAAAACAAGAACCCUCCGCAGCUCAGAGCCGGUUGAGGUAACGAUGCUCCUGAGAAGCUUAUGGCUGGCCCUCCUCAUCCCGGCCGUGGUGGAGGCUCAGUAUGAGAAGUACAGCUUUAAAAGUUUCCCCCAGAAAGACCUCAUGCCGCUGGACUCUUCUUACAGCUACGCGAUGGAGCAGUACGCGGCGGAGAACUGGGCGGAGAGCAUCAAGUUCAUGGAGCUCAGCCUGCGUCUCCACCGGCUGCUGCGGGACAGCGAGGCUUUCUGUAGCCGCAACUGCAGCUCCGUCAGCCGGGACAACACCACUCUGUUCUCCGACAGCAGCCUCCGCGUCGUGCGCCACAUCCUACUGAGAGCUGCGUGCCUUAAAACGUGCAAGGCGGAUUUCCCUGUGUUUAACCUCACGUAUCCACACAGGGAUCUACUGGAGACGUUCGAGAAGAGGGUCCCGUAUCGGUACAUACAGUAUGCACACUUCCAGCUUAACAACAUGGAGAAGGCCGUGUCAGCGGCUCACACCUUCCUGAAGAAGAACCCGACGGAUCCCCAUUUGACGAAGAACAUGAAGUACUACAAGACUCUGUUUGAUGUGGAAAAAUAUCUAAUCGACCUCGAGGAGCAGCCGUAUGAAAGUGUUUUCCUGAAGAGUGUGACGCUUUACAACAAUGGAGACUUCAGCAACAGUGCCCGAAACAUGGAGCAGGCCAUCACACACUACUUUGAAAUAUACAGUCUCUGCUUGGCAGGCUGCGAGGGCUCAUAUGAGAUCCUAGAGUUCAAAGACUUCUAUCCCACCCUGGCAGAUCUCUACACAGAUGCGUUGAAAUGUAAGGUGAAGUGUCACCAGAACCUGACACCCAACGUUGGAGGCUUCUUUGUGGAGAAGUUUGUAGCCACCAUGUAUCACUACCUCCAGUUUUCCUAUUAUAAAUUGAACGAUGUAAAGAGUGCUGCCCCGUGUGCGGCCAGCUACAUGCUGUUUGACCGCAAAGACCAGGUGAUGCAGCAAAACAUAGCGUACUACCGCUUCUACCGGGAGCAGUGGGGACUCGAGGAAGUGGACUUUCAGCCUCGGCCCGAGGCUCUGAGGUACUUUAACGAGACAACCAAGCAGAAAGAGAUGCUGGAGUUUGCACUGAACUACCUUCAAACUGAGGAUGAGGACGUGGUAGGUCCAGAAGAAACGGCCUCCUCUCGGACAGAGCAUUCUGACACCGAGUUUGAGGGAAUGGGAGACUACGAGGAGUCCUUCCUGGCUGAAUGGUGGCAAGAACCCCAAACGAAGUGGGACGCUGGAAAGGUCGCAGACUGACAUCUGUCCUCGUCUCCUGAGCAGAGAGCUUCCUCGUCCGGCUCUGUUCCACUUCUCCCGACAACGUACCAAAGAGUGUUGACCCUCCCUACAGACACCGACAUUCCCAACAGUAUUUAGCAGAAAGAUAACAAAUCAUCAGCAAAAGGACGUAUCCCGUCAUGUUGAUCAAGAUCAGAGAUCGACAUAUUCAGUUUUGGCUGUCAUCAGCCUUUUAAAACCUUUGUGUGUAUUGUCAGUCAUGCCAAUACUGGUCACUGCCUUUUUCUACAGUUUUUAUUUAAUGACAGCUGAAUGCCUCUGUGCCGUGUUAUAAGGAAGGUGACAUGUAGCUUUUAUUAUGUUGACCGAUUUGUCAAUGACAAAUUGGGUGGUUGAUGUAAUAAUUUGCUCAUAAUUAAAAGUAAUAUUUUAAUAUA